UGCCCACACUGCAAAGACGGUCCAACGCCCACUCCUCACACGCACAACACGGGCGACUCGUACAUCCAGCAAAGCAUCGAGACACCACCCCCGCUCUCGACCAGAGCCCCCACGACAAUCAUGAACUCGUCCCCGUCAGGCCCGCACAUCGUCUACAUUGUUACCGACACGUGCUACCCGACAGCCCACAGUUUCGAGGCCAACAUUGGCAAUACGCACAUAAUUUCCGUGCACUCGACAAAGGCUGCUGCCAACAGCCGUGCCAAGAAGAUCAUCUACGACAACGACAGUGGAUGCACCGUUGACAUUGACAAGAUUAUCGAGGAGGUGAAGCAAGGUCUUUACAUUGGCAUCGGCGUCGGUGGCAAGGAGGAAAAGGACGGAUGUUGUUUUGCCAGGAAGUGCGAAGUCGAAGGCAAGAUUGUCGACGAGGACAGCGACAGCGAAGAGACGAGCGGCGAGAGUGGAGACAGCGACUUGAUAGAUGCCAAUGGUGAUGGAGACGGUGACUUGGACGUU
Molecule: messenger RNA, 519 nt
Organism: Exserohilum turcica Et28A
Lineage: Eukaryota; Fungi; Ascomycota; Dothideomycetes; Pleosporales; Pleosporaceae
Exons: 1
Source: RefSeq, a predicted model, not a curated record